GACGGCGUGUGCGAGCGCAGUCGCUUCUCAUUGCACUCACGCGCCGCUCAGCGUAAAAUUUCAAAACUGGACAAGUUCAAGCAUUCAACAAAUAUGACGGUCAAGAAGCGACCGUCAGAUUUGACGAGCCUCGAGCGGUUCAACAUGUACUACCGAGAAAAGGAACCGCCUUUGACCACUGGGCAGAAGUUCCAGCGAUUUAUAUGGAAUCCGAAGACAAGGCAGUUCUGCGGCAGGACCGGAGCAAGUUGGUCUAAAAUAGCCUUAUUCUACUUCAUCUUCUACGCCGCAUUGGCAAUUCUCGUGGCCAUCUGCAUGUGGACAUUUCUACAGCUCCUCGACGCUAGGCAGCCAAGAUGGCAGCUGGAUAGUUCGAUUAUUGGCACUAAUCCUGGUCUCGGCUUUCGACCCAUGCCACCAGAGGUCGCCAGCAGUGUGAUAUGGUACAAAGGAAAUGAUCCCGGUAGCUACCAAUUUUGGGUUAACGAGUUGUCGAAUUUUUUGAAAACAUACAAACGGGACGCUAACAAAUCCGGGGCCGGUCAAAACAUUCACAAUUGUGACUUUAAGCUACCUCCUCCAGCCGGAAAGGUCUGCGACGUGGAUGUUAAUGCUUGGAGUCCAUGUAUUGAAGAAAAUGGAUUUGCAUACCAGAAAUCGACGCCUUGCAUCUUCCUUAAGCUAAACAAGAUAUAUGCCUGGAAACCAGAAUUCUACAAUAGUUCUGAUCAUCUCCCGUCAGCGAUGCCUGAAGAUCUAAAAGAGCAUAUCAGGAAUAUGACAGCAUAUGAUAAAAAUUAUUUGAACAUGGUGUGGGUGUCAUGUCAAGGUGAGAAUCCAGCAGAUAGGGAGAACAUUGGACCGAUUCAAUACCUGCCUUACAGAGGCUUUCCAGGGUACUACUUCCCCUAUUCUAACCAAGAAGGCUACCUUAGUCCACUAGUAGCAGUUCAUUUACAGAGACCUAAAACGGGUAUGCUGAUCAACAUCGAGUGUCGUGCGUGGGCGCAUAACAUCAAGUACGACAGGCUGGAAGGCGUCGGUUCCGUACAUAUUGAAAUUAUGGUCGAAUAAAACGAUCCUGUAUCGAGUAGUCAAAAACGUUGUUAUUAAUAAGUUUCCCAACAUAUCCUCUAAAUAUCUCUAGAAUUGUAUCCUAAUUAAUACAGCUGGAGUUGUUACGUGACGGUUGUAUUAUUCUUUCUGAAAAUGUAUGGGAAACGUUUUAGUAUAUAAUUUAUUAAUAAAAUGGCCUACUAUAA
Nymphalis io (European peacock) is the source of this 1262-nucleotide messenger RNA. RefSeq names its product sodium/potassium-transporting ATPase subunit beta-2-like. The transcript is spliced from 6 exons. Gene Ontology annotation, cellular component: sodium:potassium-exchanging ATPase complex. Bases 94 to 1074 code for a protein of 326 amino acids. The record is from RefSeq and is a predicted model, not a curated record. Lineage: Eukaryota; Metazoa; Arthropoda; Insecta; Lepidoptera; Nymphalidae. Gene Ontology annotation, molecular function: ATPase activator activity. Gene Ontology annotation, biological process: potassium ion import across plasma membrane; sodium ion export across plasma membrane; intracellular sodium ion homeostasis.